Aphanomyces astaci is the source of this 225-nucleotide messenger RNA. RefSeq lists its product as hypothetical. The coding region runs from base 1 to 225 and encodes 74 amino acids. NCBI's taxonomy places the organism in Eukaryota, Oomycota, Saprolegniomycetes, Saprolegniales, Verrucalvaceae. The transcript has 2 exons. The record is from RefSeq and is a predicted model, not a curated record.
AUGGCGCGCUAUGCAGUCGACGUGACGUUUCAACAGACGAACGCCCCUGCCGUCAGCUUUGGCGAGAAGAAAGUCUUCUUCAGCAAGAAGCAUGGACAGUAUGGCGUGAAGCAGUACCUGGAAGUGUGUCCGACAUUACCAUCUGUGAUUUCAACUCCGACUUCCACCUGGAGCACCUGCAGAAGGCGGGAAAUGAUGGCGAAGCGGUUUAUGCCGGACCAUUGA